This is a messenger RNA of Saccostrea echinata, 2793 nucleotides long. RefSeq lists its product as uncharacterized. Bases 33 to 1646 code for a protein of 537 amino acids. Gene Ontology annotation, biological process: regulation of transcription by RNA polymerase II. Gene Ontology annotation, cellular component: nucleus. The record is from RefSeq and is a predicted model, not a curated record. NCBI's taxonomy places the organism in Eukaryota, Metazoa, Mollusca, Bivalvia, Ostreida, Ostreidae. Gene Ontology annotation, molecular function: DNA-binding transcription factor activity, RNA polymerase II-specific; protein dimerization activity; RNA polymerase II cis-regulatory region sequence-specific DNA binding. The transcript is spliced from 7 exons.
CAUUGAGUUUGGACUUUAUAAUAAAAUAUAACAUGUCUUCGAUGUUUCAAGCAAGCAAGCAAUUGCAGGCAAUUCGUAAUCAAUUAAAACAAAUGGAUAAACAGUACAGAGAUGGAUUUAAGACAGAAUAUAUGGAGGAUUCUUCCGAAGCAAAAAAUGAUGAUUCAAAUCAACUUCGUUCUUUGGAAUUUGCUAACAAGGCUGGGACGAAUGAGGAAACAUCGGAUAGUACUUCUGCUACGCAAAGCAUCACAGAAUCAUCGAACGUGCAGUCGCUUUUGGCAGGGCAAAGUUAUUCACCUGUUACUGAAUUUGAGCAUGUCGAAUCUGUGCUUUCCACACUAAUAGAGGAUUCACACGGAGACUCGCAGGAAAUUAUGCCUCUAUCCCAUGAAUUACGCCAAGCCAUUACAAAUAUGGAAGACAUUGAAGAUGUUGACAGCCUAAUUGGCGAUGUCAUGAACUCGGUCCAGAUUGAUUCAUCGUAUGAUGAGGAUCUUCAUUGUAUUGAACAGGCCGUGACAUGCACAAUAAGCAAGACCAACAGUGAAGGGAAUCAACCAGUGACAUUUUCGUCGAAAGAAGAAGAAAGAACGUGGAAAAAGGAAAGAAUUAAGAAGGACAACCAUAAUAUUAUUGAGCGAAGGCGAAGAUACAACAUCAACGACAGAAUUAAAGAAUUAGCAACACUUUUACCACCAAAUACACAUCCAGCAAUGAAAUUGAACAAAGGUUCUAUUCUAAAAGCGUCAGUGGAAUAUGUGAAGGAAUUGAAAAAGGACAAACAGAAACUUAUUUCUUUUGAAGCCAAUCAGAAAGCGAUGGAAGCUAAAUACCAGAAAAUGUUGAUAAGAAUAUUUCAACUUGAACUGAAAAUGAAAUUAUAUGGAUUAACGGAAGAUAUUGAUCGUAGUCAGACAAAGAGGAAGAAGCGACCCAGAAGAAGGCUUUGCGAAAUUGAUGCCAUGGUGGAGGAUCUAAUGAAAAACAGCCUGCCAGAAGCAACGAAAUCCGAUGGAAAAUCAAUGAAUCAAACGGUUGAUAAACAAUCGACUGCAGACAUUCAACAUUCAAGUAAAAUCACAGCAAAGUCGGCAAAAACAGGGUUGAGAAACUUUAUUAGCAAGAAGUUAGCAUGCGAUAGCACAAAAAACAGGAAUCAAAUCAAAACAUCGAACAGUUCACCAAAACUGGAAAUUGGAGCCCCCCGUCAAUAUUCCAAUUCAAGAUCUGAAGAGAAUGGGAAUAUAAAUCACGUUGAGAAAAACAUCAACCAACCCUCUACGCUAUCACCUGAAACUCCGAUAAAUAUUGUUCAAAUUCCUGAACAAACCGAAGCAUCAAAUCAUGAGCAUACAAGUUAUUCACUUUUCCAUUCUCCAUCAAGUGCUGAAUUGAGCUUAGAUCAAUGCAAUCUUUUGCUAGAUUUGUUUGGAGCAGACAAUAUGACAAUACUUCAACCGGAAUCAGAGGCUGAAGUCACCCCCGUCUCUUCUCCAUCUCAAAUUGAAGACAAGUGCACGUCUCCGGUUCUAUCCCCCGUUACACUGACGACAAAUUUGCUUGAAGCAUUACUUCGGAAGUCCGAUGGAAGCUCAUCUUCUUCAGAGACGAAUUCUUUGGAAACAUCCACAGAAAGUACAUAAUGGCUUAAAAACAUUUUAAAGAUUGUUUCACAGAAAACUUUAUCCAUGAACAGUUCAUAUGACUCAACCUUGACCUUUAAAUAAGACAAUCAAUCAGUAAUAGAGAAUAGAAUCACAGUUGUAGCGUUUCAGUAAUCAUAUAGGAUAAUAUUUAAAUAUAUACGAAGCUCACUUUUGUUUGUAUACAUAAAAAAGAAUUUAUUUUUUGGAAGUAUCUCAUUUUUUUAUGUAUAUAUUCUUUCAUUAAAGUGUACUGAAAACCAUGACCUCAUUCACAACAUGGAGACUCAUUAAAACACCAUGAAUUAAAUCACUCACGAUCUGGUUCGAAACGAGAAUUUUCUUGGUUACAUAAAAGUUCCACAUAUGACACAGAGUCGCAACGGCAAUAAAUAUCUCAAAAGAAAAGCCAGAAAUGUACUAUUAACACCGUUUCAUAACAGGAAAAGUCAAGUCAACAAAUUUCAUAACACCCAGACACGCAUCAAAAAUCCUGAAUAAGCUCCAUGCUGCGUUUUAAAGUUCAUCGUCGUUUAUUUUAAAUAGAUAAUCCCGUUCUUAUCUCGUCAGUCUCAAAUAUCUUAACAUGUCAUUUUUUUUUAAAUGACGAAGAAUAUUUGUAAAUAUAGUCUUACAGUGAUUAGCAUUUUCAUAACUUUAUUCGGAUGUAGUGAUUUACGAGUUUUGCCUCCUGUAUCACUAAUAAAUUUCUUCCUUUGAUAUACUGUUGAAAUUUAAUACCGGUAAUGUAACUUUGACAUUCAAUAGCCCAAUUUACUAUUCGUUAUCAAAUUGCCUCAUAUACCGUUAUAUUUAGCACUUCUAAGUAUAAAAAAUCUUUCUCAGUUUUGUAGAGAGUUUAUUUUGCAGAGUGCUCAAUUUUUAAAUAUAUUUACCCUCUCUAUAUAAAUGGAGUGCUCCGAAUUCAUACGAUGGAUACAUGAAUCUAAGAAUAAAGAAAGAUCGGUCAUCCCUCACUCACACGCCCAUUUAACUACAGUGUGUACUAGAUUAUGGACACUGCCAAUACAUCAGCCUCAGUAUUAUAUGUCUGUGGUAUACAGCAUAUUACUUUACAUUUACAUAACUGCCUCUUAUGUUACAACUUUAAAUUGUAAUCUUUUAUUUUUAUAUUUUUGUAUAUAUU